Fragaria vesca subsp. vesca is the source of this 1290-nucleotide messenger RNA. RefSeq lists its product as uncharacterized. Gene Ontology annotation, cellular component: nucleus. The record is from RefSeq and is a predicted model, not a curated record. Bases 58 to 1188 code for a protein of 376 amino acids. The transcript has 8 exons. Gene Ontology annotation, molecular function: protein dimerization activity. Lineage: Eukaryota; Viridiplantae; Streptophyta; Magnoliopsida; Rosales; Rosaceae.
GAAACCAAAAGCUCAAAACACACAGAAAACAGAAAACUCUGUUUCUGAAACAGAGCAAUGGGAAUGGGGGAUACAUUCGAGUACAAUUACCAAAACAACAACUCCUGUUCAUCUUCAGCUCCUGCUUCUUCGGUCUCAGUUGCUCAGAGUCAUUCGUCCACGGACGAAAUCUCUCUUUUUCUGCAGCAAAUAUUGGUGCGUUCUUCGUCUUUGAGCGGACAGCAGUUCUUGUUUUCGUCUUCGCCGGCUGGUUAUGCUCUGCCGGAAAAUCUCGGCCGUCCGAGCAAUGAUAGUUUCGUGGGAGGCGGGAUCAGGGGAGUUGAUGGUUCCAUGGCGGUUGUAACGGCGAGUGGUCCAAAUGUAUCUUCGUCUUCGGUCGGAGCUAGUGAAAAUGAGGCCGACGAGUAUGAUUGUGAAAGCGAGGAGGGUCUUGAAGCAUUGGUAGACGAGGCGGCAGUGAAAUCAGGUGGUCGAAGUUCUUCAAAGAGAAGCAGAGCUGCAGAAGUUCAUAAUUUGUCUGAAAAGAGGAGGAGGAGUAGGAUUAAUGAGAAAAUGAAGGCAUUGCAGAAUCUCAUCCCAAAUUCUAACAAGACAGACAAGGCUUCAAUGCUUGAUGAAGCCAUUGAGUACCUCAAACAGCUCCAGCUUCAAGUACAGAUGUUAUCAAUGAGAAAUGGCAUGAGUUUGCAUCCCAUGUGCCUACCUGGAGCUUCGCAAUUCUCUCAGAUAAGAAUGGACUUUGGUGGUGAGGAAAAUAGGCCUGUGCAUUUGAACAUGUCAGGCAUAUUGAAUAUGAACCAGGAUACCUCAACACAAAAUUUGUACAAUCCAAACCAGUCCUAUGUACCAGAUUUGUCAAAUGUAGUCAAUUCAGAAGAUGCAUUUGGAUUGGAAGCAUCUAUUCAGGCUCACUUGGGACCCUUUCAGCUCCCAAACUCAUCCAAGGGAAUCUGCAGGGAUGAACUGUUGCAGCAUCAACCAGUUAGUGUAAAUCAUUCAGAGACUAAUCCUUUAGAAUUUGAAUUGGGAGCCAUGGCUACAGUUUCACUUCCCUAUAAUGCUCAAGUAUCUGAUCAGAAGGGUAAUGGUUCCCUGGAAACAAGCAUCAUAGGAAGAGACCGCAAAGAAAGCAAGCCCUUAAAGUUGAUAGAACAACAUCAUCUUGACAGGAAGAAGGGUACUCAGUAAUAAGACUAGGACUGCAAGAAGGACGCCGUGGUUAUUGUAUGCUUGGCAUUUUGGAUUAGGUGUAGCCACGAGUACUUAGUGACAACUUCUGGUAUUCUUGAA